UUCACAAAAAAUCAAUACCAUUGCAGAUUUAAUCAAUACCAAUACAUGCAAAUUAAUACCAUUAUAUGAUAAUCAAUACCAAUGCGACAAAAACAAUACCAAUGCGAAAAAUACUACCAAUACGAAAAAAUCACUACCAAUGCGAAAAAAAUAAGAUCUAGGGUUUUUAUUCAUCCCACCUUUUCCAGCCGCCUGUAGAUAGAUAGAUAGAUAGAUAGAUAGAUAGAUAGAUAGAUAGAUAGAUAGAGAGAGAGAGAGAGAGAGAGAGAGAGAGAGAGAGAGAGAAGGGUGGAGGAGGCAGGGACGAUGGGGGGAGGGGGUGGGGUGGUUAGGGGAGGGGUGGGGACGGCGGGGGGAGGGGGUGGCUUGGGAUGGGGGGGGAGAGGCUGGCGAAGGGGAGGGAUGGGGAGGAAGAGAGGGACGGACAGCCGGGUGUGGAGAGGGAGGGACAGCGGGGGAGAGGAGAGGCGGAGAUGAAGAACAUCUUUCGCUAGAGAGAGAGGAAAGAAGACAUAUAAUUGUUUGUUACGAUUGGGAUAAUUAUUAAAGAUUUGGAAAAUAUAUGGAAAGUUAUAUUUAAAGGAUAGUAAUCCAGUGUGGUUAUUAUUUUUUGUCCAAUUAACCUCAAUCAAUCAUGACCGUCAAUUUAAAAUUUUUGAGAAUGGAGAGUAGAGAUAUAGGUAGCCACGAUGGCUACCAAAAAAAAUGGUAACCAUCCUAACCCAUUCUGUGGGAAGGUCAUUUAAGAAGUUUGGGGAACGGGAGGUGGUAGCAUUCUGGAUAAAGUAAGCACAUGCACACGGAAGCUUGAAGCCUGGAGUAGAGAAACAUUCCCAAACUUUGCGAAACAGAAAACCCGUAUUAGUAAAGCUAUGCGAGCAUUGGAAAGGUUGAAAAAGACACCGGCGAUUAUCCAACAACACAAGAGCUGGAAUAUGAACUUGAAGAGUUGGAAGCAAAUGAAGAUAUCUUUUGGAAGCAAAGAUCGCGUGUUGACUGGUUGAAAGAAGGAGAUAAAAACACAGUUUUUUACCACUGAAAAGCAAUGGCUCGGCAAAAAAGAAAUGCUAUCAAGAAACUGCAGGAUGAGUCAGAACAGUGGUUUAUAGGAACAGAGCAAAUUUUCCCUUGUCUUUACAACUACUUUAUGGAACUGUUUAAGGUAGGACUAAGGCUUAGUGAGACCCCUAUACUCAACUCUAUAAGUCAUAGGGUCUCUAAAGUGGACAACGAGCUAUUGCUAGGAACGAUCGAUGGAGAGGAUAUUUAUGCUUCUUUGAAACAGAUGGGACCUCGAAAGACCCCAGGAGCUGAUGGGCUGAGUGCAUAUUUUUCAGAAGUAUUGGAGAAUUAUGGGUCAAGAAGUCAUUGAUACGGUUAGGCAAAUCGUGAGUACUGGUGUGAUGAUGGGUACUUGAACCACACUAAGACUGCUUUAAUUCCAAAGGUGAAGUCACCCAGAUCACCAAAAGAGUUUAGACCAAUAAACUUGUGUAAUGUGCUCUAUAAAGUGGUAGCCAAAGUGUUUGCCAAUAAACUUAAAGGUCUUCCCAAAAAGCUGAAAAUACAAAAUAAUUCUCCCUUAUUUAUCUUUCCACAAAUAAAAAUACCAAAAUUUCUACUUCUUUCUCCUCCCAUCAAUCAAAAGUACCAAAAUUUCCCCUUCUUUCUUUUCCCCAAAAUCGAAGUGCCAAAAUUUCCCCUUCUGUUGUGUGUUCAAUCCCUAGCUCCGUUGGAAGGCAUGCAUAACUGGACAAUUACCCUGUUUUGAAGUAGCACACCCUCACCACAAGGUCUGGUGGGCUUCGAUCCACAAAACAAGUGGGUGUUUGUUCUUGCACCUCGUGGUUUGGCUCGACAACGAUAUCAUCGAAGGUGUUGAGCAUGGUCUGUGGAGUGUGUUCCUCGUUACAAUUUUUUUUAUAAAAUAAAAUAAAAGUUAAAAGCACCAAAUUUUUCAUUUCUUUUUAAAUAAUCAAAUUUAUGAAAUAAAUUAUUUUACUCUUUUAUAUUUAACUGAUAAUUUUGUCAAAUAGUUAAAUUAACCAUAAUUUAUAAUGAAUAUACACUAUAUUAAUGUUAUAAAUUGUCUCAAUUAUUAAUGAUUUAUUAUCAAUAUGGACAAUAUGUUGAUUUAUAUUUUGUAGUUUUUUGUAGGUUUUUUACAGAAGUUAAUGUUCGAGUGAACUUAAUGUUUGAAUAUUAGAAUUUUUAUUGAAAAUAAAUUAUUUUAAAUGAAUUUCAUAUAAUGAAUUUUCAUUUUACAAAAUGAAAACGUGGUUUACUUAGAUUUAGAACAAAAAACUUCAUUUUGAAAGACUAUAUAUUAUAAUAUAAUAAUUAUUCAGAUCACGUGUUAAUUAUGUUCGGUCAAUCGGGUUUGGGUUACUCAGGUUACAUUUUAAUCGGGUUGCGGGCUAGUCGGGUUGUGUGCUAGUCGGGUUGCGAGUUAAUUGGGUCGGGCAGAUUACGAGUCAUUGAAUUUUAUUUAAUUCGGAUUGCAGUAAGGUUGUAGCCUGUAGGUAGGGAUGGCAAUGGGUAGGGUCGGGUGCGGGUUUACCCUACACCAACUCUUAACCUGCCGGGUAGAGCCUCCUAAAAUACCCGACCAAAUAACCACCAGGUAUGAAAAUGAUGUAACCAUACCCUACCCACCGAGUAACCAUGGGUACGAAUCCUAAAAUAUGAACUUAUACACAUAUAGGCACAUACAUAUUGUUGUCCAUUAAAAAUUCUCAAUACUUGUAACUGUUCUAGCUUCAACAAUCCACACAAAUAAAAACAGCAAACACAUAGUAAUUGUUCUUGCUUCUACAAUCCACACAAACAAAAACACAAUACAUCAUAUUUGUUCUAAUUUCAACAAUCCACACAUAGACAAAAACAACAAAGACAAUAUUAGAACCAGACCAUAUCAUAUGCUCACUGCUUAACUUAUGCUUCACGACAUCCAUCAAGGCAUCAUUAGUAGAACAAUUAUCCAAGGUAAUCGUAGAUACCUUUGUGUCAAUAUCUCAAGCAAGUAAAGUUCAAGAAGAGCCCGAGCAAGCACCUCACUUGUGUGUGGGCAAGGAAAAUCGGCUGCUGGGGAGGGUUAGGGCUAGGGGAAUUGACCCUUUGGUUGGCGGGACGGGUAUAACAGGGCGGGUAUUAUCAAUUACCAUACCCGUACCCUACCUUUUAUUUUGAAACCGGGUAUUACCCGUACCCGCCCUUAACCCGUCAAAGCGGGUAAUUACCCUCGUUGUUUGGUUACGGUCGGGUAAGGUACCCAUGGUUACGGAUUGAAUUGGCAUCCCAAGUUGUAGGUCUGGUUGACAGGCGGGUUACUCGGGCCAGGUUUUGUUGUCAUCUCUAGUUUUUGUUUAAAAAAAAUAUUUUCCCGUAUGAAAUUAUUGGAUCAAGAUUGAAACCACAAAAUCGGUCCAAGUCUAAUGGAUGAUAAUUAAUGAUUUUUUUUUUUUCUUAAUCGGCUUUUAUCUUCUUCGUCCUAUCCUGGAUUUCAACAAUUUUACACAAAUGGAAUGGGUUCGGUGUGAUCUGCAAAUGAUAUCAAUUUCCAAUAAUUUCGUGCAAAAAAAAAAUUUCAUACCACCCAUACGACUUGUUACCAUCUUGAUACCACCUGCUAUCACUUAGUACCACCUUUGUUUUUAAUUCUAAAUUUGAAAAAAAAAAAACUUCUCAUAAGGAACGAGUUCGUCAUGAUCUAUCAUAUCUACAAAUUUAAUUUAUGAGAAAGAAAUUCCGGGACAAAAAAUAUCACCCUAUAUCACAUUGGUACACGUUGAUGGAAGGUCGUAAACAACUAUUAAUAUAUUAUCAUAUCAUGUGUGCAACCAUUUUACACUAUGAUGUACAUGCGUUCAUACCACCAUGAUACACUUAUAUACCAAGCGGUUUAAUCUUAUGUACAUACCAAGCAAUACCCUCUAUAAAUUAAUCCGAUAUGACUUGCGGCACAAUUUCGUAAACCGUGAUUAAUUCCCGCCGGAACUAGCUAUGCGAUCAUAAGAGAUGCCGACAGGAGUGUUGUUUGAGCGUCAAGUGAGACCUCUUCUUUCUCUCCAACUCGCAAAGCAAGAGAAGCUUAUAACUUUGUCCUUAUGGAUGGAGUAUUUUUUGGAGCAUAUAAAUCCAUGCGUACAUAGAAGGGCAACUCCACGAAGAUGAAGUGGUAAUGUGAGGCAGUAGUCCACUCCAGCCCAAGCCUAGGAGAAAUAAGAUAGAUAGAUAGAUAUAGGCGGCCGGCGACAAAUUAAGAUUGGUUGGCUUGGUCGAUCGUUUCAACUUCUGUCGAUCGCCAUUACUGGCAAGGAAGGAACACGCCACCAAAAGACAACAAAUAUUAUUAACCCUCGCCAUCGAACGACGUCUCUAUUUCCCAGCCACAGAUUAAUAGCGACGGCCUCUAAGCUUAGCUUGUCUGCAACCAGCAGCUAAAGAGCACUUCAAAAUGCUAGCUAGCUAGGUUUUAAGUAUUGGUUUAUCAUGUUUUUCUGGUUCACAGACUCCCUCCAUCUCUAUGGAUGAGAUUUGGCAGGCUGAGAGAAAAACCCACAUUCAUCAUCCAUCUACAUUGGUUAAAAAAGCUUUGUCCCACCAUUGUUGUGGCCAUUUUUAGUGCAAUCGACAAGGUGUUGGCUUCCACCACAAUUGGCGCGUUGAACAAAUUAAACCAGAGCUACGAACGGCAAAUACGAAAAGCUUGAUCAAUAAUUUGAUAUUGGUUUAAUUUAGUGUGUAUUAACCUUUUUUUGUGGCACUACAAGAACUUUAAACUCUCCAUUGAGUGUUGGCCUGGAGGGCGAAGGUGUAUGCUUCCCGAUUCUUUUGUUAAUCAAGGUACGGGGAGGAUUAACUCCCUUAAAAAAAUUUCUUAAUCCAAAAAAGAUUAGAAAUGUAUUUAUGUGAAAUGCUCGUUACUUAUAUUUACUAUAAAAUCGAUCUCGUUGUGGAUUAUCUAAGUCUAGUAAGGUUAUCUUUCUCCUUUUUGAUUGUCACAAUAUAGAUUUUCCUAAUACUUGCUUCACUUACUAACUUUUAUAUGAAUUUCUUGAUAUUUUUAAGUUUUAUUUUAUAUUUCAUAUAAGUUAGGUCGUAUUUUCGCUCCAUGUUAAAAAAAAAAAUUUGUAUGUUGUGCGCUUUAUUAAUUGGUGCGUGCCUUUGCUGUUGGCCAAUUGCAUGUCAUCUACGCCAGGGAAUUCCCCACAAUAAUGAUAAAUAUAUUACAAUAAAUACGCAAAAUGGGUAAUAUAUCAAUUUUUGAAACUCAACCAAAUAAUUCUACUCAAUUCCUCUGCCUCCCAGAACACGGCACAUUAAAGACGCACACUUUUGGUUUAAUUUCAUUCCCUUUUUCAAACAUGCUACAACGCCAUUAAUUAAAAUAUAUUAUGUACAGAAUCCCCCCCUGUAUACGGUAUAUAUACGCUCUCUUAAAUACGUACACAUGUGUAUAAGUACAGGAGUACAAUUGUAGCGUCUGCCCUGAUAUACAAAGUUGGUCAUUCCCACGAAUAAAAUAAAACUAAGGAAAAUAGAUAAGUAGAAGAAAAUAAAUAGUAUGCAGUCAAUUUCAUUCUCAGCCGGUUUCUGGGCAGCCGUCUUUUACAAUAUUUAUUUAUUAUUUAUUUAUAGGUGCUCGUGAACUUAUUUCGUCAAUUUAUGUUUGUCACAUGCUUGGAUUUUCUUGCCAACUCUACUCCUUGUUUUGUUUCUUAUUAAUCGUUUGAUCACUUGGAAAUAUUUUAUUCCCCUGCCAAAAUAAGCAACUGACUGAUCAGAACUUGACGUGUGGUUGAAGGAAUGGCCUGGUAUCAAUUCGAGUGGGUAGCUGCUUCAUCUCCCUCAUCCCUAACGUGACAUUUGACAUCAUGAUGAAUUUAUAGAGAAUGGAAGGGAGAUUAGGAGGAUUUUAGAGUGUUGUAGAAGAAAACGGGAAAUAUGGA
This is a messenger RNA of Linum trigynum, 5951 nucleotides long. Lineage: Eukaryota; Viridiplantae; Streptophyta; Magnoliopsida; Malpighiales; Linaceae. The record is from the annotation of a GenBank genome assembly.